Octodon degus (degu) is the source of this 890-nucleotide messenger RNA. RefSeq names its product pyroglutamyl-peptidase I (gene Pgpep1). The coding region runs from base 267 to 851 and encodes 194 amino acids. Gene Ontology annotation, biological process: proteolysis. NCBI's taxonomy places the organism in Eukaryota, Metazoa, Chordata, Mammalia, Rodentia, Octodontidae. Gene Ontology annotation, molecular function: pyroglutamyl-peptidase activity. Gene Ontology annotation, cellular component: cytosol. The record is from RefSeq and is a predicted model, not a curated record. The transcript is spliced from 4 exons.
GGCCCGGGAUCCUCCUGCCUCAGCUUCCCCAGUGCAGGGAUGACAGGCGUGCGCCAGCGCACGCAGCUCCUGCUUUUCUUAAAUACAGGUUUCUGUCCGGGCUUAAGAAGCAGGCCCUGCCACGGGGACUCAAGACACUUGGAGCUCCCAGGGUCACUGUCCUAGGAGAGCCUGGGGCUCUUGGUUUUGCUUUCUGGUUGACUCGGUUCCCAGCAGGUACAGCUAGUCCAGUUCCCUCUUUGUCCAGACGGUGGCGCCAUCUGGCUAUGGCACACCCGGAAAUACCUGGCUCAGUUUUUUCAGUUUUGGAGCUGGAGAAGCUGGGCCUGGGUGACAGCGUGGAUCUACACGUGUACGAGAUCCCGGUGGAGUACCAGACGGUGCAGAGGCUCAUCCCAGCCCUCUGGGAGAAGCACAGCCCGCAGCUGGUGGUGCAUGUCGGGGUGUCAGGCAUGGCGACCACGGUCACGCUGGAGAAGUGCGGGCACAACAAGGGCUACAAGGGGCUGGACAACUGCCGCUUCUGCCCCGGCUCCCAGUGCUGUGUGGAGGACGGGCCGGAGAGCAUCGACUCCAUCAUCGACAUGGACGCUGUCUGCAGGAGGGUCACCACCCUGGGGCUGGACGUGUCGGUGACCAUCUCACAGGACGCGGGCAGGUACCUCUGUGACUUCACAUACUACACCUCCCUGUACCAGAGCCACGGCCGAUCAGCCUUCGUGCACGUGCCCCCACUGGGCAAGCCCUACAACGCGGACCAGCUGGGCAGGGCGCUGCGGGCCAUCAUCGAGGAGAUGCUGGGCGUGCUGGAGCAGUCAGAGGGCCAAAUCAGCUGCUGCCACGAACACUGAGGCCGCGCGCUGGCGCGGAGCCCUCCAGCUAUGGACCCG